Molecule: messenger RNA, 705 nt
Organism: Aspergillus versicolor CBS 583.65
Lineage: Eukaryota; Fungi; Ascomycota; Eurotiomycetes; Eurotiales; Aspergillaceae
Exons: 3
Coding region: 1-705 (234 amino acids)
Source: RefSeq, a predicted model, not a curated record
AUGCUAUUCGGGGCUAUCCUGUUGUUGAGUGCAAUCGUCCAGUAUGUGACCGCCAACGCACUUGCAGGGCCCUAUCAGAGUUUAUACAUCUGGUACGCCUACCGUAUGGAGAUCGAGGCCUUUGGUGCAGGCUCCAACCAAAUUGCGUCUGGUCUUAAGGGAUCUGCCCCCGACGGGACUUGCUAUUUCGACGAACUCAUGGACGGCCUCCAACGGGCAGGCCAGGGACUCGCCCCCGGACAGCACACAUCUGUCGGAAAGGAGCUCGCCCCGGACGUGGCAAAAACCGCCAAGGAAAUCCGUGGACUAAAAAGCCCAGAUCCCAAGGGCGGCACAAAGGCGUUUGUCUGCAACAUUGACUCCGACAAACUCUUCAAGCCAGGCCAAUCCACGAAACCGAUGAACAGCCUUCAGGAUCUGCUGGACAAUGUGACCGAUCGCAUCGAUGCUGCCCGGAACAAGGUUGGCGAUGAAGCUCUUGGGGAUGCAUUGAAAAACGCGCAGAUGGCCAUAUCGGGUGUUCAAGAGCAACGAAUCCGUGACAUGGGACAGGACUAUAUUAAUACGGUCAACGAUUACCUUAAGAACGAGAAGCAGUCUAGCACUAAGGUGACCACGGACCAAAAGACGGAUAUGGAGGGGAACAAAGGCGGCGGACCAAGACUUUCCGAAGCACUGGGCCGGAUUCUCGCAGUGGCUGGAUAA